UUGAAAUUCCUAUAGAUUUUGCGUUCUAAUCCAAAGCAAGUGUGCGUGUGAAUUGCGAAAUGGCAACUACUACUACUACCACCAUGUUAGUAGCAUCUCAUCUCUCACUGCUCUCAAGAUAUCGUGUUCCCCGAAACGCUGCGUUUUGGUCGCCACAUCAUCAUCAUCAUCAAAAGAGUAAGCUAAAUUCAUGGUCCAUUUCGGCAAAUUCUUUCGACCUCUUCCCUCCGCCAAUCGACCAUGACUUCCUGGACACUGUUAAAACUGCAGGCGCUAGGGUUUCUGAGGAAGGGAUCGUUGAAACAUUUUAUAAUGAUGAUGAAGCGCUCGAUGCCGCGGAGAACGGAGUUGCGGUUGUUGAUCUUUCACAUUUUGGGCGGAUUAGAGUCAGCGGAGAAGAUCGUACCCAGUUCCUUCACAACCAGACUACUGCAAACUUUGAAUGUCUGCAGCCGGGGCAAGGAUGUGACACUGCCUUUGUGACCCCAACGGCUCGAACAAUAGAUAUUGCACAUGCAUGGAUCAUGAAAAAUGCAAUCACAUUAGUGGUUUCACCUGAGACUUGUAGGACCAUUAUGGAAAUGCUGAAUAAGUACAUAUUUUUUGCUGAUAAGGUAGAGAUUCAAGACAUUACUGAGCAAACAAGUUUAUUUGUUUUGUUGGGACCUAAAAGUGACCAGGUCAUGGAGAACUUGAAACUUGGUGAACUUGUGGGAAAACCAUAUGGCACACAUCAACAUUUUAAUGUUGAUAAGCAGCCUUUAACUAUAGGGGUCGGAAAUAUCCUUUCUGAAGGUGGUUUUUCAUUCUUGAUGUCUCCAGCAGCUGCUCCAUCUGUCUGGAAUGCUAUUCUUGCUCAAGGGGCUAUUCCAAUGGGUUCUAAUGCAUGGAAUAAAUUACGGAUAAUUCAAGGAAGGCCUGCUCCAGGAAUGGAGCUUACUAAGGAAUUCAAUGUCUUAGAAGCCUGUCUAUGGAACUCGAUUUCUCUAAAUAAGGGUUGUUACAAAGGACAGGAAACUAUAGCUAGGCUGAUAACUUAUGAUGGAAUCAAGCAGCGGUUAUGGGGAUUGCAUCUUUCUGCUGCUGCUGAACCUGGCAGCAUUAUUACAGUUGAUGGCAAAAAGGUUGGAAAGUUGACCAGCUAUGCAUCAGGAAGAAAGCAAUCUGAACACUACGGAUUAGGCUACAUUAAGAGGCAAGCUGCUUCAGAAGGAGAUACUGUAGUUGUGGGAGACAACAUCAGUGGAACAGUGGUGGAAGUUCCUUUCCUUUCUCAGCAACAGCCGCCUUCUGGUAGUUCAACUGGUUGAUUCUUUUUGGCAUGAAAAAUAGAACAAUGUGGUUCAGUGUGGUUAUGAAUUUGUGAUGCAUAGCAUAUUGAUGUCGGAUCAGGUAGAAGUGUAAGAAAAGUUCAUGCAUCAUACUGGCCAUUUUUUUUAACUAGUUUGCUAAAUUAUUAAUGGCUGAAUGCAACUGGUGCCUAUUUCAUAUUUGGAGGCUAUUUAUGUAUAGUUGCGUAAAGGUUUUAGAAAAUACACUAUACCUUUCGAGGAGGAAUCUUGUCAAUGUGUAGUGUUAAAAAAAAAUUUUAUUAGAAGAGAGUUUCAUCAGCCGGAAAUUAAUUCUUCAUUCAUUACUGAAAAAUUUCUAAGUUACGUGUUAAGCUGAUGUUUCAUUUUUAAUCCUUACUUAU
Arachis stenosperma is the source of this 1693-nucleotide messenger RNA. RefSeq names its product putative transferase At1g60990, chloroplastic. Gene Ontology annotation, molecular function: aminomethyltransferase activity; protein binding. Gene Ontology annotation, biological process: glycine decarboxylation via glycine cleavage system. NCBI's taxonomy places the organism in Eukaryota, Viridiplantae, Streptophyta, Magnoliopsida, Fabales, Fabaceae. Gene Ontology annotation, cellular component: mitochondrion. The record is from RefSeq and is a predicted model, not a curated record. The coding region runs from base 60 to 1310 and encodes 416 amino acids. The transcript has 12 exons.